AUAGCUAACUAGCCUGCUAACACCAGUUAGCAGGUCAUUUGUUUAUGAAGCUUUAAGUCAAAGGAAUCUACGCAAACUGACUUUUCUAAUCACCGAGAAGGGCAGGUUAGUGAUGAAGUACUCCAGCUAGAGGCUUAAAUGGUGACUUAUUCACUACAUUUCACUCCUCAGACCAGUGAAACAGCUGCGUGUUGAAGCUGGCAAAGCAUGGCGAUGACUGGCCAGAGCUCAUGCUCCUCAAUGAGUAACCACACCAAGGAACGGGUCACGAUGGCCAAAGUGACCUUGGAGAACUUCUACAGUAACCUCAUUGCCCAACAUGAGGAGAGAGAGAUGAGGCAACAAAAGCUGGAGAAGGUGAUGGAUCAGGAGGGUUUGGGUGAUGAAGAGAAACGUAUGCGGCGUUCUGAGCAUGCGAGGAAGGAGACCGAAUUUCUGCGUUUAAAACGUACCAGACUAGGCCUGGAGGACUUUGAGUCCCUGAAGGUGAUUGGCCGAGGAGCUUUCGGAGAGGUUCGUCUGGUGCAGAAAAAAGACACUGGCCACGUCUAUGCCAUGAAAAUCCUACGCAAAGCCGAUAUGCUGGAGAAAGAGCAGGUUGGCCAUAUCCGUGCUGAGCGAGACAUUCUGGUGGAGGCAGAUAGCCUGUGGGUGGUCAAAAUGUUCUACAGCUUUCAGGAUAAGAUGAACCUCUACCUCAUCAUGGAGUUCCUUCCAGGAGGGGACAUGAUGACGCUGCUGAUGAAGAAGGACACUUUAACAGAAGAGGCCACUCAGUUUUACAUCGCAGAGACGGUGCUGGCCAUCGACUCCAUCCACCAGCUGGGUUUCAUCCACAGAGAUAUCAAACCCGACAACCUCCUGCUGGACUCCAGGGGACAUGUGAAGCUUUCUGACUUUGGUUUGUGCACAGGACUGAAGAAAGCACAUCGCACAGACUUCUACAAAAAUCUGAACCACAGCCUGCCCAGUGACCUCAGUAAGCAAACUUUCCAGAACAUGAACUCCAAGAGGAAAGCAGAGACUUGGAAGAGGAACAGGAGGCAGCUGGCCUUUUCCACUGUGGGAACGCCAGACUACAUCGCUCCAGAGGUCUUCAUGCAGAACGGAUACAACAAGCUCUGUGAUUGGUGGAGCCUGGGGGUCAUCAUGUAUGAGAUGCUGAUAGGUUACCCUCCAUUCUGCUCAGAGACGCCUCAGGAGACGUACAGGAAAGUGAUGAACUGGCGAGAGACUCUUACUUUUCCUCCAGAAGUGCCAAUAUCAGAGAAGGCCAAAGACCUCAUUCUCAGGUUCUGCUGUGAGGAGGAACACAGGAUCGGUGCUUUAGGGGUCGAGGAGAUCAAAACCAACCCUUUCUUUGAGGGGGUGGACUAUGACCACAUAAGAGAGAGACCUGCAGCUAUUCCCAUAAAUAUAAAAAGCAUCGACGACACCUCCAACUUUGACGAGUUCCCUGAUUCAGACAUCCUGACACCAGCAGUCACGCAGGUGUCCAAUCAGACAGAGGCCGACCUGAAGAACAAGGACUGGGUCUUCAUCAACUACACCUACAAACGCUUCGAGGGCCUGACCGCCCGAGGGGCCAUACCGUCCUACAUGAAGACAGGGAAGAGAUGAAUCCCAAAUGACUCGUCCAGCCCCCUGCUGUGCUCGAGGAGACGUAUGCCACCUGAGUGACGAGGCACUCUGCAAAUGACAAAGGACUCAUCUUCAUCGUUGCUUUCCAUAGGAACUCUGUUUCACCGUUAGAAACAUGCUGCCUUCACUUUAAUCCUCCUGAGGGUACCUUCCAUCUUCUGCUCAUGUCAUGAGCCUGAACUGGAAUUAAAAUAAUUCUAUCCACUUCUUUUUUUUUUUUUUCCUUCACCAGUGGAUGUAGUCGGAUGUCUUUUACUCCUGUUGACCAGCAUCAUUUACAUUCCCUCUCUGCAAACCAGCACCAGUCUGUUGGUUCUGCCAAGGGCUCUUAUCCUUCUGAACCAGAACCUCCUCGCCGUCUGCUGUUUCAUGUUGACUCUUCAACUCAAGCAUUGAAUCAAAGCGUCACUUGAAGUGAAUCAGGUGCUCUUCAGGGAUUCUGUCCAAAUGUUUCCUGUCGUUUCCUCUGAGGCUUCUUAAGGUGACCAAACCAAAGACUGUUGGCUGAAUGGCGAUUCUGCUUGACCUCCAUCACCCAACCCUUUUUUUUUUUUUUUUUUGCAAUUUGGAGUUUGUACUUUUUACAGAUUUUGAGAUUUGCACAAUUUGCUCUUUUCAAAAGUAUGAAAAUAGGAGAAUUCUGCAUUUUGUGGAGGAAAAAAAAACAAAACAACCACAAGUCUUGUUGCAUUUUCACAGUGACACAUGUAUGUACAGGAACCUUCAGCACCUUAAGUGAUGUGGAUGAAACUGGUGUACAGUCCGGCCUGCAGCGCGUUGGACCGUGUUUUUAGGUUUGCUGUUUUUAAAUUAUCAAUGAAUCUCACUUUUAUUUCCUAAAUUUCUUCUUUUUUUUCUUAUUGUCCAAGCAGCUGUCUAAAAUUGAAGUUUAUUUAAUGUGAAAGUAUUUGAGAGCUUUGAACCAGCAAAUUUUCAUUUCUUUAAAAGUGACCUAAAAGGAAUAUUUGAAGACAAACUGUUUAAGUUGGUGGUUUGAUUGAUUCAGUAAUCGGAGCUCUCCACGUAUGUUUGGCUUUAGUUAAAUUUAGCUGCAGUUUCGAUUUUUAUUUCCAGAUUAGUCUUUAUUCAGUUUUCCAUACUUUGAUGGAGAACCUCCUUGAUUUGUUUUUUUUUCUAAGCUGCUUUAGUAACCAGAAUGCAGCUGAAACUCCCAGCAGCCUCCGAGUCGAGGCUUCUGCUCACAGGUUUUAUGGUCAAAUGAGGCAGAAAAUAUGAACCCGGAUGAGAAGACUUAAUAUCCAACCAAAAGGAAAGGCGUCUGUGAUAGAUGCAGCCUAUUUGGGAAUAAAUGUGGGGGUUUUUUUUUGGUUGUCUUUUUUUUCUAAACAAAUGCACAUGAUUGUACAUGUGGCACAGUGGUGCGAUCUCCCCUCCGACCUGCGGUCCGGUUCCGUUUGUUUCCUGUUCCAGCUGCGUCCCAUCAGAUUUGGUUCAACUUCCCCGACGUCGUGCUGUUGUUGCUUUUGUUUUUUUCCUUUCUCUCCCGUCGCUUCUUCAGGUCAUGCCUCUGAAAACGUGCACGUGAGGCGCUUUGUUUUACGUAACUCGGCAUCUUCAGUUGACUUGACGAUGCCGCCGCAAACAUCCGGCGUGGACGUGCGCGUGCAAGCACAGGGCUCAACAUUUUCCAGUGAACACAAUAUCCAAAAUGCUGUCAUUGAAAAUGAAUGUAAAUGAAGUUUUAUGCAGUCACGAGUUUUCUUUUCUUUUUUUUCUUUUUUUUUUUUUUUUAAAUAACCAUGAUUACUUUGAAAAUGCUGUUGCUGUAAAUGAAGCCUGGACUUUUCAUGUUUUCUUUUUAUUUGAAGUCUUUGUCACAUGAGGUAUGUUGCUAGAGUGGAGGGUCGCUCCUGCCAGACCACGACCUCGACACACAGGAAGAUGCGUGUCAGAGUAAAGAGUCGGUCGGACAUCUUUCCAUGUCAUUUUACAAAGCUUUCGUGGCAGAAACGGCCCUCCUUCAGCUGAGUCUGAGGCUGUUUCCUUGUCUGUAAUGUAGCAUGUAGACGAAGAGCAGCACGUUUUAGAGGAGCAUGCAGUGGAGCUUUUUUUUUUUUUACUUUUCUCUUGUGGCACAAGUCUUUGUUUUUAAACAGACUGCUGUUUUCCACAUGCAUUAACCAAACGGCGGAAGCUUAAAGCAAUAGCGUGCAUGGAGUGACUUGUUCUUAUCGGUGAUGCCGUGUGGGUGAGGAUGUGAUCAGGAUGGGUAAGUGAUGCUGACCUGGAUGAUGUUUUCUGCAAGGUCAUGUGUGUACAUGCUGUUGUGUGGCCGUGUAACACGUGUGCUCUGAGUGGGAGUGAGGGGCUCUGGGAAUGUGGGUGUACGUUAUUUAAACCACUGUACUCUGUGUAGUUUGUAUGCCUGUUGUAUUGUUUUCUGCUAUUCGACAAUGAAUUACUCUGCACUUAA
Messenger RNA from Cololabis saira (Pacific saury), 4075 nucleotides. Its product is annotated as serine/threonine-protein kinase 38. The record is from RefSeq and is a predicted model, not a curated record. Bases 208 to 1620 code for a protein of 470 amino acids. Lineage: Eukaryota; Metazoa; Chordata; Actinopteri; Beloniformes; Belonidae. Gene Ontology annotation, molecular function: protein serine/threonine kinase activity; ATP binding. The transcript has 14 exons. Gene Ontology annotation, biological process: intracellular signal transduction; peptidyl-serine phosphorylation.